This is a messenger RNA of Haliotis rufescens (red abalone), 933 nucleotides long. RefSeq lists its product as uncharacterized. NCBI's taxonomy places the organism in Eukaryota, Metazoa, Mollusca, Gastropoda, Lepetellida, Haliotidae. The transcript is spliced from 2 exons. The coding region runs from base 1 to 933 and encodes 310 amino acids. The record is from RefSeq and is a predicted model, not a curated record.
AUGGAGCCCCCGACGGAAAUUGACAAUAUUCUGGAAGCAUUCAAGCGUGGAAAGGAGAAACCCAAGGCUAAUUCUCCUGAGGAUUUCCAAUCUUGGCUACAGGAUGUAUUGUCAGUUAAGACUGAGGUUAAACCAGUUGUGGAACAGAAAUCAAACUCUUCUGACACAGGAAAUGGAGCUCAGGCUAGUGCUAUGAAUCAUCAUAGGUUUCCUAGAAUUCCCCAAUUCAGUGGAGACAGGACUGGGAAGGAAACACCUUAUGACGUCUGGAGGUAUCGUGUUGAUGGGCUUUUGGAAUCUUCAUCUUAUACACAGGAUAUUAAGGAACAGGCAAUCAAGGAUUCCUUGAAGGGAGAGGCUGCUACGAUCGCCGUCAACAUGAGGCCUGGGACCAGUAUUUCAUCCCUGCUAAGGAAGCUCAGUAUUGUUUUUGGAGUAGUCGAGGGGAGGGAAUUAAGGAUGGCACAGUUUUAUAGCGCUAGACAGAAGGAAGAGGAGGAUGUGUCACAGUGGGCUUGUCGUUUGGAGGAACUUCUUUCCCAUGCCCUAAAGGAUAAGCCGACCAGCAAUGAGGAUUCUGAUGAGAUGCUUAGGAGUAUGCUUUGGACAGGACUCAAGUCAGACCUCAAGAACAUCUCAGGACACAAGUUUGAUACCAUCAAUAACUUUGAUGACCUGUUAGAAGCUCUCCGGGAGAUAGAGAACAAUCAGUUGAGCACAGUCCCAUCUGCUAAGACAAAGACACCAGGAACAGCAAAGAGUGCCACUGCACAGGAGCCUGGGUGGAAGAAGGAGAUUAAGGAAAUGAAAGCUAUGAUCAACAAGCUUACUUCUGAAGUUGCUGGGAUGAGAUUAACAAGUGCAACAGAGCAAGAGUUUCCUUAUCCUGCCCCGGAUCAGAGGUCAAUGCCAUCAAGUGGACCCCCUAACUGA